ACCGCUUAAGGAUAGACCAAAUCUCGUCUACCCUACUAAGAUUGUUGAUCCUGGCCCUUGGUACUACAAACCAGUGCAUCAAGAUGACAGACCAGAGAAUUUAAAAAUGGGCGUAUUCCGAUUUGUCAACGAGCGUUUAGUAUCAAGACGCCACGAACAAAUUCAACUCCCCAACUUUUGUCCUGGGAGCAUCAUUAGAGUAAGACAUCAGCAAAAUGUUCUUUCAGACAAGGAAGUCACUUUUAUAGGGAUUUGCUUAGGCAUCCGCAGAAAGGGAAUCUCAACCAGUUUUACACUCCGAAAUAUUAUAGGAGGCGUUUCUGUUGAAAAAACAUUUCCUUUGUAUGCACCCACCACAAAGAGUAUUGAGGUUUUGAAGUAUGAAAGAAGAAACCGCAUGAAACUGAAUUACCUACGAGAGCGGCCUGAUUCUGAAACAAUUAUUCAAGACUUGCCCGACAUUAAAAAUAUGACUCAAGAAGAAAUGGAUACACACAAUAGGCUUUGCGACUUAAUUGAAUAUAAACGUCAGGAAAAUAUAAAUAAAAACAUGAUUUUCCAUUUGCAAAAUUUACUAAGAAAAAAAUACGAAAAGAUUCAAGAGGAAGCUUUGAGGAACGCAAAUCCUCCCCCUCCGGUUAGACAGUUUGGAAGACGACAGCUUAGUAGAAUCAGGAAACUAGUCAGACUCCGAAGAAAAAAAGAACAGCGCGCUUUUAACCGCAUGAAGAAGUUAAGAAGACCUCAGAGAUUCGAUCGUAAACUUUUACGUCUGGCGAAAGAAUUUAAACGAAACGAGUUACAGGCCCGCGCUGCUUCCAAAAAACAGAACCAUUUGAUUCUCUAUUAAUGCAGUAAUAAUCUUACUCCGAAUAUAAUGCAAUAAAUGUAUUUUUUAUACA
Molecule: messenger RNA, 902 nt
Organism: Zophobas morio
Lineage: Eukaryota; Metazoa; Arthropoda; Insecta; Coleoptera; Tenebrionidae
Exons: 9
Coding region: 107-850 (247 amino acids)
Biological process (GO): translation
Cellular component (GO): mitochondrial large ribosomal subunit; ribosome
Molecular function (GO): structural constituent of ribosome
Source: RefSeq, a predicted model, not a curated record